AUAUUAGAUGAAUGUCAUAAGUGUUUUAAUAAGGCACGCUUUUAAAUGUAUCAAACCAGAUAAAUAUUAAUUUUGUGUAGUAAAUAAAAGUGUAGAAGUUCCUAAAUAGAAUCAUAAAUUUUUAUAUUAGUUAUGUGAAUUAAACGACCAUAAUUAGGAUAUGUUCUGUGCCAAAAAGUAGAAAAAAAUUGUUCUGAAAAGCAAAAUAUGAUGGAUCAGAAAAGUGAGGAUAAAAGUAAACCCGCAGAAAAUGGACUUGUAUAUACUGGUGAUAAAGGUCCAAAAUUUGGUGUGAGGUAUACUCAAAUAACAAUUAGUGCCAUUGGAACUGGCAUCAUGUACGCAACAACAAUCACUUUUUCUACUCUAUUAGUUGCAAUGAUUACAGAAGGAUCUUCAACAAAUCCUAAUGUACCUUAUUACGAUUAUGGCAAACACAUGUCCAUGCUGUAUACUUGUGGCCUGGCCACAAGUCUUGUUGUUCAGCUGUUUGCUGGUCAUUUUGGAAAAGAUGGACCCAAAUGGUACAUGGUCGGUACGUCUCUACUCAAUGGUCUAUCUUUGGGAGCAAUACCAUUUGCUGCCAAAUGGGUGGGGAUCGGAGGAGUUGUAGUAUGCAAGUUGUUCCAAGGAGUGGCUCAGGGAGGUUUUGAACCAUUGAGUACUUGUGUAGGUGGAUUGUGGGUACCGACUGAAGAAAGAGCUCGUCUCAGUUUUAUUGGAGUUGGAUGUGCUACAAUGGCCGUUAUGCUUGGAUCUAUACUGGCUGGACUAAUAUCCAAAUCGUCCAUGGGUUGGCCAUGGGGUUUUUAUAUAAUAGCAAUCAUUAAUCUGGGCUAUACUAUAAUAUGGGCUUUAUUUUUCCAUAACACACCUGAGACUCAUCCAAGAAUCACCCCAGAAGAGAAGAAAUAUAUUCAAGUGUCUUUAAGUCAACAACCUGGAAAGAAUAUUCCAACUCCAUGGAAGAAAAUCAUCCUCUCCAGACCAGUGUGGGCUAUUAUCAUAGCAUUGAUUGGAACCACUUUUACCAUGACUUAUAUGGGUUCCUAUAAAGCACUAUUUCUAUCUGACAUAAUGAAAUUUGAUAUAGCGGCGAAUGGAAUUGUACAAGCUAUACCAACACUCUGUGCAUGCAUCAGUGGUAUUUUCAUUUCAUUCCUAAGUGACCUAACUGUCAAACGACGAUGGCUGUCUAGAUUAAACGCCAGAAGAUUCUUUCAGAUACUUGGGUGUACUUUUUAUGGACUGGGUCCAGUAAUAAUGUCUUUCAUCCCAGCGGCAUACAACAAAUGGGCUGUAGUAGUCAUGUCUGUUCAAGAUGUAUUUUUGAUCGUGUUCAUCAUUGGCGGUAGUAACAUCAACACAUUCGAAAUAUCACCGGUUUUCGCUGGAGUAAUCAAUGGAAUGGCUACCACUUGCGCCAAUCUUGUUUCUCUACUAGCAACAUACUUAUACAAAUGGGUUAUUAAUGAUCCGGAAAAUGUAGCAGAAUGGAGGUUAUCUUUUUGUAUCACUGCCAUCAUUACCAUAACUUCGGGACUAAUAUAUGGCGUUAUGGCUUCAGAUAAAAGGCAGAAUUGGGAAGGCAAAAUAGAAGUGAAUCCAAACGAAGCAAAGAGACAUAGCAUCACGAGUAUCGAGCAGGCCAUUACUAGAAUGUAGUUUUUAGAGGGAUAUUUAUUUAGGAAUGUUUUUAUUACUGUUUAUAUAUUUUACAUACCAACAGCCUAGUAUUAGCCCUUACGGCUAAUACUUUCCGAGAUACAGCCGAGAGCUCUUCUUAGAGGGACACCCUGUAUAUCGAGUAUUAAAAAAUAAUUUUAAUACUUAAUUUAAUCAG
Messenger RNA from Sitophilus oryzae (rice weevil), 1843 nucleotides. RefSeq names its product sialin-like. Gene Ontology annotation, biological process: monoatomic anion transport; transmembrane transport. Bases 208 to 1665 code for a protein of 485 amino acids. The transcript is spliced from 8 exons. Gene Ontology annotation, molecular function: transmembrane transporter activity. Lineage: Eukaryota; Metazoa; Arthropoda; Insecta; Coleoptera; Curculionidae. Gene Ontology annotation, cellular component: plasma membrane. The record is from RefSeq and is a predicted model, not a curated record.